Messenger RNA from Haplochromis burtoni (Burton's mouthbrooder), 1176 nucleotides. RefSeq names its product general transcription factor II-I repeat domain-containing protein 2B-like. The record is from RefSeq and is a predicted model, not a curated record. NCBI's taxonomy places the organism in Eukaryota, Metazoa, Chordata, Actinopteri, Cichliformes, Cichlidae.
AUGUCUCUGUCAAAAAAGAGAAAAGUGGAUGCGGAGUGCAGAGUGUUCCAAGAAAAAUGGUCAUCCUCCUAUUUAUUCACGGAAGUGAAUGGGAAAGCUGUAUGUUUGGUGUGUUCCCAGCAUGCUGCAGUGCUGAAAGAAUAUAACCUCUGUCGCCACUAUGUGAGUCUUCAUGCCGACAAAUAUGACAACUUUCAAGGACAGCGGAGAAGAGAGAAGGUGAAUGAGCUGUUGGCGGGUCUGAAGAAACAGCAGUUUGUAUUUACUCACAGCCGAGAGAUCAGUGAUGCUGCAGUGAAAGCUAGCUACCUCAUUGCUAACGAAAUUGCACUAGCUUCAAAACCAUUUAGUGAGGGUGAAUUUGUAAAAACAUGUAUGAUGAAGGCAUUAGAGAUUGUGUGCCCUGAAAAGCGCCAGGCCUUUGCAAAUAUCAGCCUGACAAGAAACACAGUUGCCGACAGGAUUUCUGAUCUUUCAGCGGAUUUGGACAGUCAGUUGAAGUCAAUUAUUGUGUUUUCAGUUGCAAUUGAUGAAGGCACGGACAUUACAGAUGUUGUACAACUGGCAAUUUUCAUCCGCGGAGUUGAUGACACAUUGACCGUCACCAAGGAGUUCGUGGAGUUGGUACCAAUGACAGAUACAACGACUGCAGCUGAUAUUUUCACCGCACUCAACGGCGCGCUGGACAGGGUCGCAGUGUACUGGUCCCGCGCUGUCAGCCUGGCUACAGAUGGUGCGCCCUCAAUGAUCGGGAAGAAAGCAGCCGUUGUAAAAAAGUUCAGAGAUAAAGUGCAAUCUGCAAAUGGAGGACGUGAUUUUCGGACUUUUCACUGUAUUUUGCACCAGGAGGCUUUGUGUUGCAAGUCACUGAAAAUGGAUAACGUCAUGAAGGUGGUCAUCCAAACUAUUAAUUUCAUCCGAUCCAGAAGCCUCAAUCACCGUCAGUUUGACAGUCUUCUCAGAGAGAAAGACCACAUCUAUGGCCUGCCAUACCACACUGAGGUAAGAUGGUUAAGCCGAGGGCUGAGGCGUUUCUUUGAUUUACGAGAAGAAAUUGAACAGUUUAUGGAAGAAAAGGGCAAACCAGUGUUAGAAUUUCAUUCCACAGAAUGGAUGCAGGACUUUGCAUUUAUGAUGGAUGUUACAGAGCACCUGAAUAACUUGAACAAACAGCUG